AUGUCAACAACAGAGAACACAACAACUGCUAUCGUCCAUGAAGAUAUAAAUGAAGAAUACGAGUACAUACAGUUUAACAAACAACUCCGUCUCAUUCGUUCGGUCAAAGACGAUAUGUACCAAAUGCAAAGUAUUUUGACAGCAUGUGCUACACCAGAUACUAAGAAACCACAAGACUGGUUUGAAUUAAAUAGCACUCAUGAACUCCUCAGUGAGUUUGAACAUGUAGAACUUAAAAAGAUGUACCAAGACAGACAAAACUUACCAUCACAUCUAAAAGGUAUAUAUGUUCAUAAGUUCCUAGUUAGUUCAAUAGCAAUGUGGGCUUCGCCUCGCUAUGCAUGGUAUGUUUGUAAACUUCUUGACGAACUUUGUACAAAGCAGAGAGAAGAUAUGAUGAAAGAAGACAAAAGCAUACAGAAAAGAAUACCACGCUCGGUACCAAAAGGAAAGGAAAAGAGUUAUAAGUAUAUGAUAUAUACUGAAGAGUUGGAGAAAGAAGAAGAUAAAGAUAUGGUUAUGUUGCAUUUAGUCAGAAGAAACAACAAAAGCUUUUAUGACUUAGCUAAAAUAUAUAAAUCUGACAGAAACUGGUUCUAUCGUGAAAACUUACCGAUUUCAAUGACACCGAAUGAGCAAAUAAAGGAAAUUGUCAAAAAUACUCUUCCUCAAACACACUAUGACAUCAAAGGUUGCACAAUACUUACAUUCAAAGAAGACUUAACAUUACUGAAGGAAAAAAUAACAGAAUAUUUCGAUAACUUCAAAGAGGAAGAAUAA
Messenger RNA from Trichomonas vaginalis G3, 780 nucleotides. RefSeq names its product KilA, N-terminal/APSES-type HTH, DNA-binding family. NCBI's taxonomy places the organism in Eukaryota, Parabasalia, Trichomonadida, Trichomonadidae. The record is from RefSeq and is a predicted model, not a curated record. The transcript has a single exon. The coding region runs from base 1 to 780 and encodes 259 amino acids.